AUGCUGAGCAUAACCCGGUUAGCCCUGGGGACCAAGAUUAUAGGAUUGUCUUUGCAUGGCAAGGCCUCCCUUGCUGCCAUGAUGGUGAAAUAUCGGAAGAUGUGGAAGCCAACAGAACCACAGAACUGGGCAGUGGAUUAUCAGGAAUACAUCCCGUUUUCCAAGAAUCAACUGGUUGAAGCCCUGGUAAAGGAGUUCCACUCUUCUAGUCGCGAAGAACGCAUCUCAUUCUUGCAAUUUGUGUCUCAAGUGGACUAGUCCCUUGUAUACCAUUACUACUCUGUUUUGGAGCAGCUACAGACACUCUAUACACCUAUUGAUCCUGAUCGAGACACACUGCAGGAAUUCUGUUUGACAGAUGCCGAACGGUUAAGAAAAGAACAGGGAGUUUUGGCCAAGAUGGAACCACUAUUGGAUCAGGCCAACUUCAACAAGUUGUCAGAAGAAGCACUGGCUUAUGCACUAAUUGUCAAUCACCCUCAUGAUGAAGUCCAGGUGACAGUGAAUUUGGAUCAGUACGAAUACAUCACCUUCUGGGCUCUUGGCCAAUGGAUAGGACCUCUGCGAGUGAUGGCUGCAACUCGAGCCCAGAGGACAGGCUUCUUUGGCACUGCUCGGAUUCCUGCAGACAGGCAUUACUUCAAACGAGUUAUAGUGGCUGCCCGAUCCAAGAAUGCCCAUCUGGUGCUGAAAUGCUUUAAGGACAUCCCUCUGGAAGGUCUGGAGCAGCUGCUGCCCUUGGUCAAAGUCCGCACCUCCAUCUUCCACAUAGCUCUGCUCAACACCAUGCUGGUUGUGAGCAGCUUGGCCCUCUUUGUAAAUGUGGGCAUGGUGGUGCUCUCUGACCUCAAGAUAGGCACCACCACCCUGCUCUUCUUCUUUGCUGCCUUGAUGGCCUUCCGGGCUUGGACGGUCUUUGGCCAGUGGAGGAACAUCCACUCUCUCGAACUGGUGCAUAUGCUGUACUACCAUAGCACCUCCAAUAACUCAGAGCUUUUGGAUGCCCUCACCCUGCGGGCCCAGGAGGAGCACUCCAAGGAAGUCAUCUUGGCACACAGUUUCCUCCUGCAGUGCCACCAGCAACCACAGCAGCGGUUGUCAAAGGAGGCAGACUCCAAUCCUGUUGAACAUCUGAGGAAACAGGUUGAGGCUUGGUUGCGCCUGCGCUCUGGGCUGGAAAUUAACUUCUGUGCCGAACGUGCCUGGAAGCAUCUCAAGGAAUUGGAAGUAAGGGGAGCAGCCCAUCCUGUCAUUGGAUAA
This is a messenger RNA of Protobothrops mucrosquamatus (brown spotted pit viper), 1260 nucleotides long. RefSeq names its product transmembrane protein 143-like. NCBI's taxonomy places the organism in Eukaryota, Metazoa, Chordata, Lepidosauria, Squamata, Viperidae. Gene Ontology annotation, cellular component: mitochondrion. The record is from RefSeq and is a predicted model, not a curated record.